AUGGAAGGCGGACUUACCAAAUCCCAGAUUACCAACUGCAUUCUUUCCAUCUUUGGAAUCCUUGGAAACACGCUGACCAUUCUAGUGUUUGUCCUUGACAGACAGCUGCUGAAAACCUCCUACAACGUUUUCAUUCUUUGCCUUGCCAUAGCAGAUAUGCUUACCUCCAUUCUCCUGCUCACAAGUCCCGGCUUUGGCCUUGGUGACCUUUAUCCUCGUCCAACCAAUAAAGUUCUGGGAGAAAUCUUCUGCCGAGUUUUCUGGAGCCGAGUUUUUCUCUUUCAGCUCGUGUUUUUCUCCGUUUACAUCACAUUGCUGUUAGCAAUAGAGCGGUGGGUUGCCGUUGUAAAGCCUUCUAAAUAUCACGUGGCCUUCAGGGGAAAGAGACUUGCUGGAUACAUCGUGAUCUGUUGGAUCUGGUCAUUCAUUCUCAAUGGGAUGGUGUUAUUUGAUGCUAACUUUGAACCAAAUAAUUCACCAUCCAAUGACAUCUGCGUAUUGAGAUUUGUUUUUUCAGGCUCUUUCUCCCGCACGUUCCAACUUAUAUUCAAUAUUUUCUUCAGGAUGUUCCUUCCUUGCCUUUCCAUGAUUGGACUGUACGUACAUAUGAUCGUGACGACAAACAACUCCCCAGUUGCGUCAGCGGCGAGCAAGGCCAAACUUCGAGGAAAGAUGACAAGAAUGGUCGGUAUAAUGGCUUGUAAUUUACUCAUAACUUUCCUCCCUAACCAAGUUUUUUAUUUCUUUGUGGUUACGGGAAAAGCACAAAUACAUACUCCACUCCACCAUUUCACAGCGUUUCUCCUCUUCACCACGAUUUGCGCUAAUCCAUUUAUUUAUGGAAUAAGCAACGCUAAUUACCGCAGGCGCUACAAGAAGCUUUUGUUUUCUGAAUGUAUCAAACGGUUCUCGGAAGACAACGGUGUUGUUGCCCUGAAACCUCGGAGAGUUGCCAGAGUUGGACUUGCCAGACCAGAAUCACCUGCAAUGAAAGUAGACGAUAUUAAUGACAGUUGA
Molecule: messenger RNA, 1017 nt
Organism: Porites evermanni
Lineage: Eukaryota; Metazoa; Cnidaria; Anthozoa; Scleractinia; Poritidae
Source: the annotation of a GenBank genome assembly